Molecule: messenger RNA, 2083 nt
Organism: Cydia fagiglandana
Lineage: Eukaryota; Metazoa; Arthropoda; Insecta; Lepidoptera; Tortricidae
Exons: 4
Coding region: 180-512 (110 amino acids)
Source: RefSeq, a predicted model, not a curated record
GAACAAGGCAGGAAUACGCGACUUUUGUUUAUUACAUUUUUGUAAUUUCUUUUCUUGAUUUAAAACAACACAACUGGGUAUACUGGGUAAAUCACGAGUAAACAAAUAAUAUUAAAAUAUAUUUAGUAAACUCGGCGAAUUUGUAACUGCAUUUGACAUACCACCAAUUUUACUUUGAAAUGAAUAAUUCCGCUGCUAAGGUAGGUGAAAUAUUCACCGAAGCUGGAGCUGCAUUCAAUAAACUGGCCGAAAUGACAAUGAUGCUGCAUCCUAUGGCUGAAAAUACACCUACUGCACCAGCAAAAACACCUGUGAAGAGAAAAGCAGCAGAUGACAGACCAGUAUUAACCGGCACCACACCACAAACAACUCACAAUGUUCACACGGCACCCAUAUCACAGCAGGUGACCCUAAACAUGUUGAAUGCUCAUGAAUCAGAAAUCGAUGGAGAUGGCCUCAGCAAUCAAGUGAAACUCGAGUUUGAGUCCAGCACUGAGGAAGUGACUACUUAGGCAUGGAGUAUUUAGAAGAAAAAAAUCAAUCUAGAUAUAAGUAGUCAUUAUCUAUUAAGUUAGCCAUACACACUAUGGUAUGCCUGCGCAGUAUCGCCUGUACAGUCCAACUGCACUGGUAAAAAGGAGUGUAUGUAGCAUUCAACUGCAGUUUACUAACUGGCUGUACAUGUGCAGUUGAACUGUACAGGCGAAACCGCGAAACUGCGUGGGCAUACCCUGGUGUGUAUGGCCAGCUUUAAGUUCUUCUAUAACUGAUAGUAAUACUUGAGUUUGAUAAUGGUAGUGCAGUUUUCAAUCUUUUUUUGACGCAACCCAUGAAAAAAAAACGCACUUGGGUCAAUCAACUUAUUUUUUGCCAUUGUGUUGCCUGAGUCAUAGCAGCAACAGUAAAAACUAUAUACACAUAUGGGGCAAUAUCUAUGAAAAGGGACCUUAUUGUCGAAGGUCACACACACCACUGUACAAGCACUACACAAGGGUACACUGCACUGCUUCGCGCGCCAUUAUAUUUAUAUCGGAGCAUCGUUAAUAAUGGCGUAAGCGCCAUCGACAAUAAGUUCCCUUUUCUUAGACAACCUCACAUAUUUCUAACAUGAGUAGUAGAUAAGCCUAUAAAGUAAAGGUCUUAAAAAUAGUAAAACUGCUAACUUGAGGUGAUAAAAUUUAAUAUCAUAAUUUUAAAGUGUGACUCAAGUGACAUAAUAUAAUCAUGGCAACCAGACCUGCUAGCAUGAGUUGCGUUCUCGCCCGCGACUAUACAUCAAGCGCGACUUCAAGUAUGGACUCGCGCGCAAGAACGCAACUUAUGCUAAACCGCCAGGUGCACAAAAAAAGUUGAUUCAGCUUCUGGGCAAGAAAAAAGAUUGUAACAUUAUACUCUCUUCCUUUGUAAUGUACCUAACCUGAAUUGCAAGUUCUCACAACUCCCUCAUGAGUAAAUGAGUAGGUAUUAUUAAUUAAAACUUAGCUGUUUUGAUUUCUAUACCUUGUUAUUAGGAAGCCUGUGGCUGUGAUUAUUCUAAAGUCACAUUUAUUUAUUUUAGAUAAUCAUAAGUGCACUUGUAUUAGGGUAAGGCUUAUAUUAAACUUGUGUUAACACAUUCAUAGCCAGCAUCAGCUAAACGCUACGAGCGUAGCCGAUAACACAGGGAAACCGUAUGUAGGGAAGAACAUACAAACAGAGAACUUGCAGGUCAUUGGAACAGGAAAAGAAGCUGAAGUAGCAGUACUGGGCUAGAAACAAGAUGACCACGUUUUGUUUAAAUUACAGGUGGAAGUACUAGUGCUCGACGCUGCACUAGUAUUCGCCAUGGGCACUUUAUGUCAAAGUAACAAGGAUUAAAUUUGAAUACAGAAAAAUCUUCGCUGUUCAAAUUUAACCUUUAUUACUUUGACAUAAAGUGCCCAUGUUGAAUACUAGUGCAGCAUCAAGCACUAUAUAGUACUUCUACCUAAUUAAUUAAUGUUGUGUGAUAGGUACUCAAAUGUUUUGUAAUAAGCAAGGUUCAUAUUUAAGUAUCUUACAUUAAACAUAACAUCAGGCGAUAUGCAAAACUUACUCAUUAUUU